Spirodela intermedia is the source of this 111-nucleotide messenger RNA. NCBI's taxonomy places the organism in Eukaryota, Viridiplantae, Streptophyta, Magnoliopsida, Alismatales, Araceae. The record is from the annotation of a GenBank genome assembly.
AUGGCAUUUUAUAUAGGACGAAGACGUGAAUUGAACCUGCACAUGGUGAAUUCACAAUCCACUACCGUGAUCCACUUGGCUACAUCUGGCCCCUUAUUUAAGCUUUGCUAA